Fusarium verticillioides 7600 is the source of this 1238-nucleotide messenger RNA. Its product is annotated as 40S ribosomal protein S21. The coding region runs from base 149 to 412 and encodes 87 amino acids. Gene Ontology annotation, cellular component: ribosome; cytosolic small ribosomal subunit. Lineage: Eukaryota; Fungi; Ascomycota; Sordariomycetes; Hypocreales; Nectriaceae. The record is from RefSeq and is a predicted model, not a curated record. Gene Ontology annotation, biological process: endonucleolytic cleavage to generate mature 3'-end of SSU-rRNA from (SSU-rRNA, 5.8S rRNA, LSU-rRNA); endonucleolytic cleavage in ITS1 to separate SSU-rRNA from 5.8S rRNA and LSU-rRNA from tricistronic rRNA transcript (SSU-rRNA, 5.8S rRNA, LSU-rRNA); translation. Gene Ontology annotation, molecular function: structural constituent of ribosome. The transcript is spliced from 2 exons.
CCACAGGCGUCCGAGGAAGGUAGGGCCGGGAUUUGCUCCACACCCACAAUCAAAGAUUAUUGAGAAAUUACUACUCAUCUUCCUUCUUACCUCUCGUCGACACAACCUCUCAAGAUCACCCAAAACCACCUUCUUCAAACCAGCCAAAAUGGAGAACGACCGCGGCGAGAUUGUGGACCUUUACGUCCCCCGCAAGUGCAGCGCCACCAACCGCAUCAUCAAGGCCAAGGAUCACGGCUCUGUCCAGAUCUCCAUCGCCAAGGUUGACGAGAACGGCCGUGCCAUCCAGGGCGAGAACCACGUCUACGCCCUCUGCGGUUUCGUCCGAGCCAUGGGCGAGAGCGACGACUCCCUCAACCGACUGGCCCAGCGCGACGGUCUCCUCAAGAGCGUCUGGAGCGGACAGCGAUAAAGGAUUUCAAUCUGUGGGGAAAAAGUUACUCGACAACUGGUCCUGAGAUUCCUCGACAUGGGAGUCUGAUACGAAUGGACUACAGGGUUUUGGGUCCGGGCACGAAGGCAAUGGGUGAAAGAAACUAGGGUUGGCUGCAUCUAGCAAAUCCACUUCGAGGCGUUCGGCUCGAUUUUGAGACAACAUUACGAUAUCCCGAAUAUGUGUUUGAAGAUGUGAUGAACUGGUUAUGCUCCGACAUCCGGCUAGCGAAGUCUCCUCGGACAGACUUCUCAGGUCAAACCACUCCGAGGAUUCUGGGGCUACUUUGAUAGUCUCCGUGCCGCAGAUUGAUUGACUAGGCCUUGAAAAAGCCGUAGCGCUCAAGUCGUUUGCUAUGGUACAGAUACGGGUCUAACAUGAACUUUUCAACUUGUGACUAUCCUAAUCUCACGUGCAAUCGUAGACCAAGUGCUGUUCCAUAACCUCCAUCCAAGAUCACAAAGGUCGGACUCGGUUUACAUCGAUCCCACACGAGGCAGCCAAGGAGGACUACUGAGAUGCCCAUACGUUAACGGUGACAUUUUCAAGCCCAAGGGCCAGAGAACGAGCUGAUCUUAGCUCUUCUCUUUCCUUGAGGCUCAGCUUCUGGUGGGUGGUUCAGUUGCGAGGAAACACAGAAGUGGAGUACCACUGGGCAUGAAAUCGACGUCACUAGCUAGAAUUUGACUGAAUCCAGGCUUGUAGAUUCUCAUGAUCAGUUUGAAUUAUAUGCCAAUAGCAGGCAGUAGAGUUCUUCGAAACAAACCGAACCACUAGGGCAUUAAUACAUGUAUGCUAUCCAACU